AUGGAUGAGAUGGUCAUAGAUCUGGGUUAUGUUGAUGAUGGAUCUGGAGGGACGGAUGACUGGAUUGUGGUCGGUAAACUGAUAGUGGAUCGGAAUUUGAAUAAAGCAGGGGUUAUGGCGAUCCUGAGGAACAUUUGGCCUGAGAAAGAAGCUCCAGCGAUUGGUGAAGUGGGGAUGAAUACUUAUAGCAUAUCUUUUGCCUCAAAGGAAAUUAUGAUCCAUAACUUGCCAAGAGAGCUAUUGACCAAACAUAAUGGGGAGAAAAUUGGCAAAACUUUGGGUGAGAUUAUUGAAGUAGAGGAACCCAGAGGUCGGUUUGGAUUAAACAGGGGAUUUUUGCGUCUAUGCAUUGUUAUUGAUUCAGAGAAACCCCUCAAUCCCGGAUUUUGGUUUCCAAGUAAAGAUGGUGAACAGAGGUGGGCAGAUAUCAAAUAUGAGAAGCUCCCUGAUUUUUGUUUUGAUUGUGGGAGACUUGGCCAUGGUUGCAAGCACUGCAAAUUUGAAAGUAAAGGUGCUGAAAAAGAAGGGAAGUUCGGGCCACACAUGAGAACCAAUUCUCUGAGACGGUUGGAAUAUGGCGAGGAGGUGAAUGUCCAGAAGGAGAAGCAACCUGAAAACUGGAGAAGGGGAAUGGUGGUCUCCCGAGCGACGACGCGUGCUGAACCAAUGAGGAAGACGCGUGAUGAACAAUUGGCUGCUGAAGAUUCCAUCCCUAAUUCCUCGGAGGGUGCUAAAGUGGCAGCACAGUGUCAGAGGGCAGAAAAAGGAAAGUCGCCCAUCAAAUCGGUGCUAAGCAGUUGGGUCAGCAAGCCAGCUUCGUUACUGGGCCUGAUGAGUCCAAGUAAGAGUCCUAUAGGAAGCCCAGAUUGCAAUAUUGAAAAAGGCCAGAGAGAAGAGAGUCCACUAAAAGGUAAUGAGCUAGUGACUUCUUCUUUCUCUCCUACUAAGACUUUGAAGACGGUUUUGAAUUUAUCUUCUGUCUUUCGGAGACUCAAUCUUAAAAGAUUUGAGACUGAGGAACUAGAAAAUCAGAGGGCUAUUAAAAAUGCAAGAAGCUCAGUGAUUAUAGAAGAAGUGGUUGAAGAGCAGGGACAAAUCUUGACUGUUCCAAACGCUUUUGAUGGUGGGUGGAGCUCUGAAGUACCUAGGUCGAGAUUGGGCCGGAGGUCUAUGGUUAAAAGAAGAAGCUGUAGAGCAAAGAGGGAGUUGAUUGAACUUAAUGAAAUGAAUCUUACUGAAGGUGCAGGGUCGGCCUUGACAGGAAGGGAGCUCCAUGAUCAUAUCAGAAAUUACGACCCUGACAUAGUCUUCCUGAUGGAGACGAAAAAUCAAGUUGAAACUAUCGAGAAACUGAGCAAGACUUGCAAAUUUGAGAAGAAGUUUUAUGUUAAUCCUGAUGGGCUUAGUGGUGGGUUACUCUUUGGUGAAAGGAGUCUUUGGAGUGAAGGGGUAAGGUUUACUUGGGUGGCCCGUAGGGAUCAUGUGCUAAUCAGGGAGAGAUUAGAUAGGGCUUUAGCUAAUAUGGAAUGGCUUGAACUUAAUCCUAAUGCUAAAGUCCAGAAUCUGCCUGCGGUGGGAUCGGAUCAUAGCCCUAUCCUUGUGUUAUCUGACCUAAAAGAUAAGAAAGCCCCUAAGGAAUUUCGGUUUGAGUCUAUGUGGGCUGAACACAAAGAUUGUGCUGAUGUUAUUAGAAAAGGGUGGCAGCCGGAUUAUGAUGGGUCUCAAGGUUAUCAGCUUGUUAAAAAACUCAAGAAUAGCAGAAGAGCUCUUAUUGAGUGGAGUAAGAAUACUUUCCCAAACAACAGAAAGAAGAUUGAUGAUUUGAUGCACAAAAUGGCCCUUAUUCAGGAUGCUGAGCAGGUUACUACAGAGAUGAUGAAGGAAGCUGAAAAUUGUGUAAAGGAGUUGAAUGAAACUUGGGCCAAUGAAGAGAAGGCUGACCAUCUGGAUGAACCUGCACAGAUGUUGGAGUGUUUACCACAUAUUAUAUCCCAUGAGAUGAAUGAGGAUAUGACUAAGCCAAUUAGUAAUGAAGAAGUGAAAAUGGCUGCCUUUGAUCUGGGACUUCAUAAAGCCCCUGGGCCAGAUGGGUAUAAUGGUUUAUUUUUUCAAAAGUUUUGGUCCAUUGUUGGGGAUUCUGUGACUAGGGCUGUUCAAAGCUUUUUCCACAGGGGUCAUAUGCUUCGGGAGCUUAACCAAACAAAUAUUGUGUUAAUCCCUAAGGUAAAAUCCCCUGAACUUGUCUCUCAGUUUCGCCCAAUAAGCCUGUGUAACUAUGCUUACAAGGUUAUUUCAAAGAUCUUAGCUCUUAGACUUAAGCAGUACAUGAAUUUAAUUAUCUCUCAGCACCAAAGUGCCUUUGUGGAGGGCAGGCUCAUUCAGGAUAAUAUUUUGGUUGCAAAUGAGAUUUUCCAUGAGUUUAAGAUUAGAAAGAGAGGCAAGAAUUUUGAUGCAGCUGUUAAACUGGAUCUUAACAAGGCUUAUGAUCGAGUUGAUUGGAAUCUUCUGGCAGCUAUUAUGAAGAAAUUUGGCUUUUGUGAUAAAUGGGUUGAUUGGAUUCUACAGUGUAUUUCCACAGUUUCCUUCAAAUUGGUGAUUAAUGGGAAAAGUUCUGAGAUGUUUAUUCCGUCACGUGGUAUUCGCCAAGGGGAUCCACUUUCCCCUUUCUUAUUCCUUUUCAUUGCAGAAGUAUUCUCUAGAAAUGUCUCACAAGCUAUUCAGAAUGGUAGUCUUAAGGGAUCUGUAAAAUGA
Corchorus capsularis is the source of this 2751-nucleotide messenger RNA. NCBI's taxonomy places the organism in Eukaryota, Viridiplantae, Streptophyta, Magnoliopsida, Malvales, Malvaceae. The record is from the annotation of a GenBank genome assembly.